AUGAUCACGCCGCGCUCGCUCCCCGUUGGUGAUCUGGCUGCUUGUUCUGAUCCAGUACUCCUCCUCAUUACUACACCAAAGAAAAUGGAAGUACUGGAAGGAUCUUGUUUGCAAGUCCCAUGUAACUAUAGUGCUGUGGAUGGAGGAAAUGCUGACUUUGACAAAACCAAAGAGAUAGUUGGAAUCUGGAGGAACCCAGACAGUAAUAUUGACUUGGUCAGUAUUACUGGAAACCUGACUGAACUCAACUGCACCUCUGUGUUCUCUAAUCUGGUCCAAAGUCCCCAAGAGUAUUUCUUCAGGAUUGAGAAUGAUGAAUUCAAGGCAACAGCUGAUUGUAAUGGUCUUCAAAUAACAGUUAAAGAUUAUCCUUGGAGCCCCACCAUGACCAUCUCAGGUGAUCUGAAGGAGAAUGAGCGUGUCACUAUAACCUGCUCAGCUGUCACUCCCUGUCCACACUCCCCUCCUGAACUCACCUGGAAUCUCCAACAAGACUCUCCCACACAAACAAAGAAAAACAAAGAUGGAACCUUGAAAACUAAAAUCCAGAAGAUCAUCACUCUGUCAGACACACAUGAUGGAUACACCAUCAGCUGUUCUGCCAGAUAUCCUGUGAAUGGAGGAAAAGAUUUCAAGACAUCACAGACAGUAAAGACUCUCAGUGUGUCAUAUGCUCCUAAGAACACCUCAGCAUCCAUCAGUCCAGCAGGUUUGGUGUCAGCAGGUAGCUGGGUGAACCUGACCUGCUCCAGCAGAGCCAAUCCUCCCGUCAGCAGCUUCACCUGGUUCAAGAAAAGAGAACAUGGAGACAUGAGAGUAGCUGAAGGAGACUUUUACAGCCUGAAUGUAACAGAUGGAGGAGUUUAUUACUGUGUGGCCUUGAAUAGUGUGGGGAGUCAGACAUCACCAGAUAUCCAUCUAAAUGUUGACGAUUAUCCUUGGAUCCCCACCAUGACCAUCCCAGGUGAUCUGAAGGAGAAUGAGCGUGUCACUAUAACCUGCUCAGCUGUCACUCCCUGUCCACACUCCCCUCCUGAACUCACCUGGAAUCUCCAACAAGACUCUCACACACAAACAGAGAAAAACAAAGAUGGAACCCUGAGAACUAAAAUUAAGAAGAUCUUCACUCUGUCAGACACACAUGAUGGAUACACCAUCAGAUGUUUUGCCAGAUAUCCUGUGAAGGGAGGAAAAUAUUUCAAGACAUCAUGGACAGUAAAGACUCUCAAUGUGUCAUAUGCUCCUAAGAACACCUCAGCAUCCAUCAGUCCAGCAGGUUUGGUGUCAGCAGGUAGCUGGGUGAACCUGACCUGCUCCAGCAGAGCCAAUCCUCCCGUCAGCAGCUUCACCUGGUUCAAGAAAAGUGAACAUGGAGACCUGGAAGUAGCUGAAGGAGACUUUUACAUCCUGAAUGUAACAGAUGGAGGAGAAUAUUACUGUGUGGCCUUGAAUAGUGUGGGGAGUCAGACAUCCAAUAACAUUUUUCUCAAUAUCAGAGGUAACUUGUUAACUAUUUAUGAUCUAAUUCAUUUGAUGAUUUUAAAGGUAGCGUCUUCAAUGUUUUCCAGCUGA
This is a messenger RNA of Cololabis saira (Pacific saury), 1572 nucleotides long. RefSeq names its product B-cell receptor CD22-like. The transcript is spliced from 6 exons. NCBI's taxonomy places the organism in Eukaryota, Metazoa, Chordata, Actinopteri, Beloniformes, Belonidae. The record is from RefSeq and is a predicted model, not a curated record. Bases 1 to 1572 code for a protein of 523 amino acids.